Hippocampus comes (tiger tail seahorse) is the source of this 8819-nucleotide messenger RNA. RefSeq names its product von Willebrand factor (gene vwf). Gene Ontology annotation, biological process: cell-substrate adhesion; blood coagulation. The record is from RefSeq and is a predicted model, not a curated record. Gene Ontology annotation, cellular component: extracellular matrix. The transcript has 53 exons. Bases 249 to 8720 code for a protein of 2823 amino acids. NCBI's taxonomy places the organism in Eukaryota, Metazoa, Chordata, Actinopteri, Syngnathiformes, Syngnathidae. Gene Ontology annotation, molecular function: protein binding.
ACCUGAUGUAGGGGGGAGGGAUGUUAAGGCCACGAUAACAGAGUGGGAAGGGCUUUCCUUGAUAUAAAUGAACUUUUGAGUGAGGCAUUUUUUAAGUUUUUGACCCCAUUCUCAGUUGAGCCUGUUACGUGACAGAGCGAAACACCAAUCCGCCAUGUAAAGCCUGGAAUUGCAGUAUUUUGGGCGAUUGGAAGAGAUUUUUUACUUUUUUUUCUUGCGAGAUUUGUGGAUUAGCCAAGUGUGGAACCAUGGAGUUGUGCGCGGGUCGGUGUUUGAGAGGAAUUUGGCUUCUGCUACAACUGACAGCAUGCACGGCAGGUAUGACGGGGAGAUGCAGCCUCUUCGGACGACACCACGUUCACACCUUUGAUGGGGUUUUGUACGACUUUCCCGGCGAUUGCAGCUACCUGCUGGCUGGGGACUGCAGACGUCGCUCCUUCACGCUGUUGGGUGAUUUUGUUGGGGGCAAAAGAACUGGAGUCACGCUAUUUCUUGGGGACGUCUUUGAGCUGCAUCUGUCUGUUGAUGGAAGAUUAUCACAGGGAGAAACCAGACUUUCACUGCCGUACGCAUCACACGCUGUGUUUGCCGGCCAGGAGCUGGGCUUCUACAAGCUAUGGAGCGAGGAGUUUGGUUUCACGGUGACCAUCGACAACGCAGCCAACAUCGCCCUGACACUCACCAAACACCACACCAACCACACCUGUGGCCUCUGUGGUAACUUCAAUGCAGCAGUGGCCGAUGAGUACACCGCUCAAGAAGGAUUCCUCACAGAGGACAGCUAUGACUUUGCAAAUUCAUGGGCGGUGAAAGGGGCAGGUCAAGCCUGCAGACGCGUCUCUCUUCCCAGUCUGUCUUGCAACAGCUCCAAAGACACUUCAGAGAUUCUGUCUAGCUGCAGCGUGCUGCAAACAUCUGCCGUGUUCCUGCACUGCGCCCACUUGGUACCAGCCGAGGCCUUCCUGUCCCUGUGCCAGGAGGAGGCGUGCCACUGCGGCCAGGGCGACAGCGAAGACUGUUACUGUCCAGUCCUUCUGGAGUACGCCCGCACGUGUCAUGCCCACGGGAUGCUUUUACGCGGGUGGCAGCAGGAGAGUGAAUGCUUCCCCAAAUGUCCCAUUGGAAUGCACUACAGCGAAUGCACCAAGUCCUGCUCCACAACCUGCCAUAGUCUCAACAUUCAGGAAGUCUGCAAAGAAGACUGCGUGGAUGGUUGCACAUGCCCUGUGGGUAAAGUGCUGGAUGGAAACCGUUGCGUGGAGGUGUCUCAGUGUUCCUGUGUACACAUGGGACGACACUUCCCGCCGGGUUCGACAAUCUCUCAGGACUGCAACACCUGUGUGUGUCGACACGGGUCAUGGGAAUGCACCAAUGAAGGUUGCCCCGGUGAAUGCCUGGUGGUGGGUCAGUCCCACUUCAAGACCUUUGACAACAAAUUCUUCACCUUCAGCGGCCCGUGUCAGUACCUGCUGGCCACAGACUGUGACGAGCAGGACUUCUCUGUCAUUAUUGAAAAUGUGCAGUGCGCAGAUGAUCAAGAGGCUGUGUGUACACGUUCUGUGACCCUCAGUCUGCCUUCUCUGGAAGACAUGACAGUGAAGCUGAAGCACGGAGGAAUGGUUUCUGUCAACGGCAUGGACAUCCAGACCCCAAUGCACCAUGGUCGCUUGCAUAUCCAGAGAUCUGUGCAAUCAUCUGUGCUCCUGAAGUAUGGCGAUAACCUGCGUCUUGACUGGGAUGGGAGGGGCCGGGUGCUAUUAAAGCUUGGCCCACGCUGGGCAGGGCGGACUUGCGGCCUGUGUGGCAACUACAACGGGAACCAAGGCGAUGACUUCUUGUCCGCAUCUGGGCUGGUUGAGGCGGGCCCGCUGGCAUUUGGUCAAUCCUGGAGAAUCAACGAUGACUGCAAGUCCGCCCACACAGUUACGACAGAUCCCUGUGCCAUCAACCCCAAAAGAGUUCGUUUUGCAGAAGAAGGCUGCUCAAUGAUGACGUCAGACGUGUUCGGCCCGUGCCACUUCCUGGUCAAUCCGGCUCCUUUCCAGCAGUUUUGUCGUUAUGACGUUUGUUCGUGUGUGGACGGCGAGAAGUGCCUCUGCUCUGCUCUGGCCGCUUACGCAGCCGCCUGCGCCGCCAAAGGGGUGCUCCUCCGCUGGCGUUCUCCCUCGCUCUGCCAGAUGGAGUGCACCAGAGGCCAAGUGUACGAGGCCUGCGGGAGCUUGUGCGACCGCACCUGCAUUUCCCUGUCCGGAGCGGAGAGUGGAUGCGGAGGGGAGAGAGUGUGCGAGGAAGGUUGUUUUUGCCCCACUGGAAAGUACCUGAGCGACUCUGGAGAGUGUGUGACGGCAGACCAGUGCACGUGCCUGCAUGAUGGACAGCUGUACCAGCCUAAUGACGUCUACGCCGAUCACAGCAGCAUCUGUUACUGUGAGAAUGGAUCCAUGCGCUGCAGUUCUACAGAAACGAGCACUUUGCUGUCCGAUCUCUUCUACGACGACGACCUGGCACCCUCCAGAGAGAAGCGCUCUGCAAGAUGUCCCCCUCAACUGAUCCGAGCAAGGUGUAGGCCCGGGGAAAAAGGCCUGGAAUGUGCCAGAAACUGCCAGAAUGCAGACCACCCCUGUGUCUCACUUGCCUGCAUCCCCGGCUGCCUCUGCCCACUCGGCACAGUACGCCAUCAUGGAGACUGCAUUGUGCCGGAGCAGUGCCCGUGUUACCAUAACAACAAGCCCUAUGCUUCAGGACAAAGCAUACCGGUGGAUUGCAACACCUGCACGUGCAAGAACAGGAAGUGGCACUGCACUGACAAGUUUUGUGACGGCGUGUGCCGCACCGUGGGGGAGGCCCACUACAUCACCUUUGAUGGCCUAAAGUACACCUUUCCUGGUCUCUGUCAGUAUGUCCUAGUCCAGGACAUGUGUAAUGGAGAAGAAGGGACAUUUAGAGUGCUGGUGGAGAAUGAAGCCUGUGGCCUUGUGGGACAUCGCUGUGCCAAGUCGGUGUCAGUCUACUACCAAGGAGGAUUGAUUCUGAUGCAAAAAGGCGAGGUGAAAAUGAAGGUGCCAGUACCACAGAGCUCGCAGGUGGAGAUCAUCCGAUCAGGUCAAUUCUACACCCUACUGCUAGGGAAACACAUUUCCCUAAGUUGGGACAAGGGAACGCACCUCCUGGUCCACAUAUCGGCUGAAUACAGGAGUCGGGUGUGUGGUCUGUGCGGUAACUUUGACGGGAAUGUGAAUAACGACUUAGUCAGCAGUAACAAUCAGCUGGAGGUGGACUCUUUGCACUUUGGGAACUCCUGGAAGGUUGCUCCAAGCUGUGCCGAUGUCACGCAGGUACCCGCUCCAUGCGCUGACGACAUCGUCAGACUGGUAAAAGUUGAGCAGUCGUGCCGUGUGCUCACUGGUCCCCUCUUUAAAGAGUGUAAUACUCAGGUGAACGCGGAGCCAUACGUAGAGAUGUGCGUGGGGGCGGCGUGCACUUGUCCGUCCGUGGGCGACUGUGCUUGCUUUUGUGAUGUCAUCGCAGCUUACGCUCAAGCUUGUUCGCAGAACGGUGUAUCCGUCAACUGGAGAUCCAACGAGCUUUGCCCGAUGAGCUGUGAGGAGUUGAACCCGAAGAUUCCGGCUACCGGAGAGGAGUUAUGCCAGUGGAGGUACAACACUUGCGGCCCUGCCUGUCCCGUCACCUGCCAGCACCCCGAUCCCCUCCAGUGCUCCCUCACAUGUGUGGAAGGAUGUCAUGCUUACUGCCCCCCAGGCCAGCUGCUGGAUGAGGUGGCCAUGCGGUGUGUUGAGCCCACUCAGUGUCAGGUAUGCAUCCAUGAGGGUCAAAGGAUCUCCCACGGCAACAAAGUCAUCAUCAGCCGCCAUGACCCCGCCCACUGCAAAAUAUGUCACUGUGAAAACAACACUCUAACCUGCGAGGUUUGCACCACUUUGAUCACCGCCGCACCAACCCUCGCCUCCGCCACCUUUACAACCAUCCCCAUGACCACCAUGAUGCCGGAGGGGACGUGCGAUCGUGCCAUGGAUCUGGUUUUCCUGCUGGACGGCUCCACCGCAUUGAGCGAAACCGAGUUUCAGACCACCAAGGAGUUUAUACUGGGAGUGGUGGAGCGCUUCCGCUUGGGCUCCGCUCACACUCGAGCCGCAGUGUUGCUUUACUACUCUGGGGUCAAAACGUAUGAUUUACAGGUUCAGAAGUGGCUGUUUAAGAAGACGGUGCACGAGCUGCACUACGCCGGAGGUGAAGCCGCCUUCUUGGACGAGGCCAUUAAAUAUCUCUGUUACAACAUCUAUGACAAGAACAAACGAGAACACGCCGGCCGCGUCGCCGUCAUCUUGACGGCCAGCACCAACCCUCGGCGAAUGCAGCCAUUCAUCAGCAUGCUCCGCAGGAAAAAAAUCACCACGUUGACCGUAGCCCUCGGUCCCGGGGUGAGCAUGGCGCAGAUUAAUGAUAUCACAAAGGCCAACCCCGAGAACAGGGCCUACGUGCUGAGUAGCACAGCCGAGCUGCCCGAUCGCCUUUUAGAAUUGACCGACUACCUUUGCACUUUGGGGCUUGAGCCAAAAUCCAGUACGACCACCACGACUCGCUCUCCUCGACCGCCAAUCGCCCCGACCAAACACCUCACCACCACUUCUACCGUGCCUUCCGUACUGUCUCCAACCACCACCACAACACCCUCGUCCGUACCGCCAACCAAGGAAGUGACUUUCAUCAUUGAAGGCUCCGAUUCAGUCGGGGAGGCCAACUUCAACAAAUCCCUCCUCUUCCUGGAGGAAGUUGUGACGCAGAUGUCUGAGAAGAAUGAGUUCAUCCGCAUCACGGUGAUCCAGUACUCGGUCACGGUGACCGUGGAGAUCCGGCGCUGGGAUCUGAGAUACCAAAGGAUGUUGCUGCUACAACGUCUCAGGGAGAUUCGUUGGCAGGGCGGAAGCAAGACGAACACCGGCGCCGCCGUGGCAACUGUAUUUCAGAACACCGUCACCGUCCCGCCUUCACGUGGAUCCGUCCCACCGCAGCUGGUCUUCCUAGUGACGGAGAACCCGCCCACGGACACGGUGACGCGCCCGCCGUCCACGAGCACCCAUACACACGUGUAUCCCAUCGGAGUCGGCUCCAAAGUGCGGGAGGUGGAUUUGUUCGCCUUCAGCUCGCCGCAACGUCCGAUGAUGGUGGAGGACUACACGUAUCUCAAUAAACUGGUCCACCGCGUUGUCAACAUCACGCGCACCACGGUCACGCCGCGCUUCCCCACCUUGGUGCCCCUGGUCCGUCCAACGCUUGCCAGCCUCCCACCCACAGUGCCUUGUAAAACACCCGUGGACAUCCUCUUCCUGCUCAAGUCCGGAGAGCAGUUGGACGACAUGAAGACUUUUGUAAAAGCCUUCAUCAACACAGCGGAUGUAGGUCCGGACGGCACUCACGUGAGCGUGAUUCAGUACGGCGACACCAUCAACUUGGAGUUCAGCUGGAGAGAGCAACAGAUCAAGUUGCGCCUCCUCGGCCUGGUGGACAACAUUCCCAGAAGGAGAACUGCGGCACCUGCACUCGGCUCGGCACUGCGAUAUGCCAUCCAAGAGGCCAUUAAAGGAGGGAGAGUAGGCGUGCCCAAGGUAGUGGUGAUGAUCGUGACCGAUAAGUCAACUGAUCUGGUCCAAGAAGCAGCGAACGAAGCAGUGGCGGCAGGUGUUUCGGUAUUCCCCAUCAGCGUGGGCCCAGGCUCCGACCAGAAGGAGCUGGCGACUCUCAGCCAGAACGUGUUGCACUUAAAGAGUAUGGAUCAGUUACGGAUGCUGCUGACUUUGGACCGCGAUUACGCAGAAAGAAUCUGCAAAGUUGGUCCGCCAAGAGUGUGCGUUGACGACAAUGGCAAAGAGAGAAAACCUGGAGAGUCAUGGCUACUGGAGGACGGCUGCCAUUCAGUGCUGUGCCAUCCCAAUGGGGACGUAACCGUGCAGAACCACAAAGUCAGCUGCGAUAGACUGGAGCCGCCGGCGUGCAGAAACAACAUGCUGCCCGUAAAAGUCCAAGAGGCCUGCAGCUGCCGUUGGGAAUGCCCGUGCAUUUGCAUGGGCAGCUCCACCAAUCACGUCGUGCGAUUUGACAGCUUGCCGCUCAGGCUGGAUGCAGAGGGCCUGUGCUCCUACACCCUCCUCACUGUCAGCGAUGGUUCGGAGGUCACGCUCCACAACGGCCCUUGUCAGGACGCGGCAAAAUACAGCCACGUCUGCAUGAAAGCCAUCGAAGUGACGCACGGGCCGCGUAAAAUCCUACUGAAGGAUGAUAUGACGGCGUUCAUUGGGCGAGAGGAGGUUUUGCUACCAUGGAGGCAAGCGGGUCUGGAGCUGGUGCGAUUCGGCGGAGUGAUGCUGCAGCUGAAAACUGACCAGGGCUACCUUUUGACGUUCACACCACAGAGGAACGAGUUCACCAUCACGCUGCUCAAUCCCAGCGUUAGCGGCAACACUGCUGGACUCUGUGGCGCCUGCGGGGAGCAAUCCGUCAACGUUCUUUCCUUACGUGAUGGCAGUCCCACUUCCGACCAGAUGACCUUCAUCUCCGACUGGACCACGACUGGCGACGGGGGCGUGUGCGUGCCCAAGCGGAAGGUGGGCGUGUGCUCCUCCGGGGCGGCCAUGGGAUGCCAGGCACUGCGCUCACAGGUGUUUGAGGCCUGUCACGCGCACAUUCCUGUCCUGAUGUUCCUCACCAAAUGCGAGGAGCAGGCGUGCGAAGAGUCGGACGUGUGCGAGCUCAUUUCCACAUACGCACGCCUGUGUAGACAGAGGGGUGUGUGUGUCGACUGGAGAAGCCCCCAUAUUUGCCCUUGGCAGUGCCCUGCCACCAUGGAGUACAGUGCGUGCCGCACGGGCUGCGUGGAGGAUUGUGACAGUGCGCAGCCGUUGCGGGGUGACUGGUCGGUUGCCACGGGUAACGGGUCGUCAUGUACAGACACACCCAUGGAGGGCUGUUUUUGUCCGGAGGGGACAGUUCCGCAUCAGGGAGUGUGUGUUUCACCGGAGAAGUGCAAGCAGUGUGUGGACCGUCGUGGACGUGCAUACGAGUAUCUGCAGACUUGGGUACCGGAUGACAAUCCUUGUUUGAUUUGCUUGUGUUUGGCCCGACAACAAAUCAACUGCACCGCCCGUCCGUGCAACGACGUGAAAGCCCCGGCGUGCGGAGCCUGUGAAGUGCUGAAGGAGAAGAGAGGAUCCAAAUGCUGCCCAGAGUAUGAAUGUGUGUGUGAUCUGUCGAGCUGUGAUGUUCCCGAGACGCCCCGCUGUGAGGAUGGCGAGAUACUGCUUCUGAAAAACCCAGGAGAAUGUCAAGCCAUCCACGAGUGCGUUUGCAAGAAGGAGAACUGCGCCCUCAGCCCGACCCCAGUGUGCGGCGCAAAUCGCCACCUGACAGUCAAAAAGACAAAGUGUUGCGACGUGUUUGAGUGCUCGUGUAGCUGCCAGAACGUCACCCGCACUUGCCCGGCCGGCUUCAUCACGGUCUCCAAGACGGACGACUGCGGCUGCACUGAGAUAAGCUGCCUGCCGGACAAAGUGUGUGUUGUGGGCGACGUGGUCCAUGCGGUGGGCAGCAAGUGGGUUGACGGAUGCGAGAAGUGCAUCUGUAGCACACUACAGGACAAGGACACGUCACUGCACAUUGCUCAGUGCUCUACGCCAGUGUGCCAACGGAACUGCCCGCUGGGUUCAACAUACACACUGUCCAGUGGAGAAUGCUGCGGGAAAUGCAGAGCAACUAGUUGCGUGGAAUCGGAUGGAGAAAUGCGAGGGGACGCAGUGAUCGGAGGAACGCUUAGACAGGUUGGGGAGCAAUGGCAGUCUUCUCUUGACAAAUGUGUGGUGAACCAGUGCGUGAGGGUGAAGGACGAGGUGUUCAUCUCUUCCACCAACAUCAGCUGCUCUGCGAUGGAAACGCCGUCCUGCCCACUGGGCUCCGAGCUACGCUGCGAUGCGCGGGACUGCUGCCCACGCUGCCAGUGUGCUCCUUUAGAUGUCUGCGUCCUGAACCACACACUGAUAGGGGCCGGCGAGAUGUUGAUGGCGGACGUGUGUACACGAUGUGAAUGCGUCGUGGAGGGCGGUCUCAUCAAGAAACAUCGACUCUCCUGCAGGAGGACGACCUGUACCCCGUGUCCCAUUGGAUACACAGAGCAGAAAGUGGAAGGCGCUUGCUGCGGCCGCUGUGUCGCCACUACAUGCUUUUUACAAAUGCCCGAUGGGAAGAAAAUGAGUCUGCAUGUGAACACCACAAAGGAGGACGGCUGCAACCAGUACGCUUGCGGCGUCAACAGCGAAGGAGACCUGGCCCUGCAGAUCCGAACCACCACCUGCCCGCCUUUCAACCGCCAAUCGUGCCUCGCCAACGGGGGAACUGUGAGCCAGAUCGGAACAACCUGCUGUGAGAUGUGUACUGAGUCAGAAUGUCGAAGAACGGCGGGAACGCUGAAUUAUGUCAGAGUGGACGACUGCCAAUCGGAGCAGCAGAUUGAAUUGCACUACUGUGAGGGUAAAUGUCGCAGUAAGUCCAUGUACUCCCUGCAGACGGCCGCGGUGGAGCAGGAGUGUGUGUGUUGCGUUGCCACGGAGACAGAGCCGGUCAGUGUUCCCGUCCUGUGUGCCAAUGGAACCCGCGGCCACCACACUAUCCUGUCUGUCACCGCGUGCAACUGUCAGUCCAAACACUGCACCUAAAAACCACCAGAAGUUAGUUAGCUAUGCUUUUGUUGUAUCCAUGACGAUGUAACCGUAUUAAACCGCACACGAUUUCCAAUAAAACAUCAGUCAAGUGUU